UUAGGAUCUCUCAACUUUGGAUGCCACCGAUCUGUUCGACCGACUUGCCCAACCACCAAGCUGCCGAUCACAGCAAACAAAAUGAGAGCCAUGGCAGCGAGCAUUAUCAGGGUUAUCUUCGUAUUCAUUUCUCUAGUCGUUUCUGCCGUAGCAUUCCUCCAUCCAACAGGAAUCUCCUAUCGCACCAUUGGCUACCAAGCACCCAUUAAGUACCAUGUCACGAAAGCCUUUGAUGAAAAGAUUGACAAUCAGCUCGCACAAUGUCAAAGAGGGAGGCUGUGCUGUUCGGGUUCAGUUGGUGGUGAAGUACUCACCGAAGAAGACGACUACUCACCCGAAAAUACUGGCGGGUGUGUGAAGGAUAUUGCGAAUCAUAUCCGACUCUUGGACCAAUCAUUCCAACAGUCCAGCGGUCAGGGUAUCUUUGACAGAAUCAACGACAUGCUUUGGGAGGAAGUAGCUUCGACAGCCAACAACAACAAUCUGCCUGCAAUUGAAAACAUUACAACUGCCGAACAGCUCGAUCAAAACAAACGAUUUGGUAUCUUAUCACACGGAAUUCAAGAAGACCCCAUCUACAAUUACGGAAACGCUGCUGCUUUGGAGCUUUUCGAUAACACCAUUGAAGAUUUGUGCCAAACCCCUUCUCGGUAUAGUACUGUGGAAUCCUUAAUGGACGACAGGGAACAAUUGAUUCAGAGCAUUAAUACGUUUGGGCAUGGAACCAUCCGAGAUGCCACUAGAAGGACAACCAAGGAGAAGCUUUUUGUCAUUGCAACCAUCUGGAUAUGGCAUGUCUUUGAUGACAAUGGAACACGGAUUGGUCUUGCCGCUUUGUAUGACCGCGCGCAGGUGACAGACUACACAGGGCCGCCACUUUGACUACAUACAUGCACUAGCCACUCUGGAGUAGAAAACCUCGACUACAUGUAUAAAUGAAGCGACCAGAAUGGAGCCGUGGUUUCUUCACGUGUCGCCCACCGUUAUAUAGUUUGCCGUAGACGUUUGCAUGAGUAC
Molecule: messenger RNA, 1017 nt
Organism: Seminavis robusta
Lineage: Eukaryota; Bacillariophyta; Bacillariophyceae; Naviculales; Naviculaceae
Source: the annotation of a GenBank genome assembly